Diaporthe batatas is the source of this 1443-nucleotide messenger RNA. RefSeq lists its product as uncharacterized. The record is from RefSeq and is a predicted model, not a curated record. The coding region runs from base 1 to 1443 and encodes 480 amino acids. Lineage: Eukaryota; Fungi; Ascomycota; Sordariomycetes; Diaporthales; Diaporthaceae. The transcript has a single exon.
AUGGCGCCUCAGCAGGACAACACGCCUGCCAGCUCUCAUGGCCCUCUCAACCCAUCCCUCCACAAGAAGGCAGAGAAAUACUGCAUCACGUGCGGCGAUUCCAACAACAUCAGCUUGUGUUCUGGCUGCAAAGGUGUCUGGUACUGUGGCAACAACAACAAGAAAUGCCAGCGGGCGGACUGGCCUUGCCAUAAGCUUCUCUGCAGCAAGUACGCCAACCCCGAUGACCUCGAGCCGCUCGAAAACGCCUACCGAGGCUUCCUUUUCCGGGCCGAUUCUUUGAAGCCAGAAGUGGUCAUCCUCUCCACCUCAUCGCACAUGACUUUUGACAUGAGACCCGUCAGCGAGCUUCUUCGCCAGCCUACUGAUGACGAGCACGGCCCGUCCGUCGAACGCUGCGGUUUUGGUUUCAGUUGCCGCCUGAAUGGCAGACUCAUCGGAAAGCACAGCAUCCAAAUCCUCUGCCGCGGCAACUUCCAAACAGACGGAUCAAAGGCCAACAAGUCCAUACUCGCUUCCGUCCGAGCCAUAGGUGCCACAUGCCCGCCCAGCCUUUGGGGUGGCAGCAUUGUCGUAAGACGCAUCACCCCCUCGGACAGGCCGUCAAGUGCCACGAUGGCCGACUUCCGUCACACCAUCGACUGGCUUGCCGUGUACCCCAAGCAUCAACUCUACGAGCCUCUCUACUCUCCGCCAAUCGGUCUGGCUUCCACAGGAUAUUGGAAGUUUAAGGACAUCAAGGGCGUUAUGAUCGCGGGAGACCUGCUCACGGAGGACGAUUCGAAGCGCUACAAGGCCAUCUCCGUUCCCUACGACCACAUGAUCCGAGGGCUCGCGGCCGAGCUUCGUGGAGAUAUAUCGCCCAUCUCCGAGCGCAUCGGCCGGCCCCUGCGCCUUUGCAUGAUGCCAACUGAACUGCAUCGUUUCGACGCAAACCGUGCAUGGCUGACAUGUACCCCGGCCGCGGAGCUCAUGCGCCGUCUCAAGAAGGACACUGAUAACCGCUCCCCCCUGUUUGAUCUCAACUCUCUCAAGGGGUGCGCUGAGUCGGGAGCAUUUCCACUCAUUGGGGCUCUUGUGAUCAGCGCCGAAGACCAGGACCUUUCGGUCAACGAGGUCAGGGCCAUGGUGCACUUUACCAGCUCGAUGUGCCGCGAAUUAUUCCAGAAGGUCACGCUGACACCCGGGCAAGACACCGCGCGCCUGGAGGCUGCCAUGCAGGAAGCGCUCGACUUGAUGACCUGGGACAACUACCUGCUGGCGUUUGACGAGCUCGGCAUGCCGCGGCCCGAGAGACGGACGGAGGCGGCAUUCAUUGACAUGCGUGGCAUUGGCAUUCCUGAUACCCCUGUCAGAGCAGACGUGGAGGAUGGACAGGGAAUCGAUGAGGAGGACUAUUGGACCGAGAGCGAGGAAGAUAGCGAGGGUGAGAUCGACUCCUGA